GCAUACCCCGAUACUUUCUCUCUCUGCCCAAGUAUCCGACUCGAGCCACAAAUCGUAAUGCAGCUCCAAUUGGUAUUUGCACUUGCCUUGGCAUCAGUGUCAGCAGUUGACUUCCACGGUGUCGAUAUCUCAGCUACGUGUGCCGAUGGCAUCAAUUCCAGUAUCGACCAAGGCCAGAAACUUGUUCCAACGUUGGACGAACUUACCGCAGCUGGCAAGGGCACCCCGAAUGAGAAGGAGACGACGGAGAUUGCCGACCUUGCACAUACUUCACUAGACCUGUACAACAAGUACAAGGACCGUUCAAUUGCCACGGGUGUCACACAGGAUGAGAAGGAUGCCGCACAGGCCACCUUUUCGCGAUUUGGUAAAGCGAGGAGUGACAUGGAGGACAUGCGACAAAAGACAGACUUGGAUCCAACGGUCAAGGCUGUUUUGGAAAAGUACAACAAGCAGCGAGCAGAUCUGUUGAGUCAACGAACGCCGUUGUUAUUCAAAUGCGCGACGAGCAUGCCGGCGCUGAAAGCCGGCUACGACAAAGUCCUGAAUGUCCCAGCAGCCGCCGCUUGAUAAUUUGCCAGACACGAUUGAGCUCGUACAUGUAGAAUCAUGAGUAGCAGUCAUUGCGAUCGGCUGACCUGUCGUGUCAUCAUGUAAGACACAUGGUAUGAAGUGCACU
Protomyces lactucae-debilis is the source of this 679-nucleotide messenger RNA. RefSeq lists its product as uncharacterized. The coding region runs from base 58 to 570 and encodes 170 amino acids. Lineage: Eukaryota; Fungi; Ascomycota; Taphrinomycetes; Taphrinales; Protomycetaceae. The record is from RefSeq and is a predicted model, not a curated record. The transcript is spliced from 2 exons.